This is a messenger RNA of Helianthus annuus (common sunflower), 1543 nucleotides long. Its product is annotated as KH domain-containing protein At5g56140. Gene Ontology annotation, biological process: regulation of mRNA splicing, via spliceosome. The transcript is spliced from 7 exons. The coding region runs from base 231 to 1106 and encodes 291 amino acids. The record is from RefSeq and is a predicted model, not a curated record. Gene Ontology annotation, molecular function: mRNA binding. Lineage: Eukaryota; Viridiplantae; Streptophyta; Magnoliopsida; Asterales; Asteraceae. Gene Ontology annotation, cellular component: nucleus.
ACAAUUUUGAUCGUGAAUAUGUACAGUAUCCACUCCAAUUUCUGCCAUCACGUAGUAGUGGUCACUGUAGGUGUGUGUGUGUUGGUGUACGAUUGGACCUUCUCCAUCUCAAUCCAUCCACAAUAAAUGCCAAUCUCACACCUGUUUUCUCUUCCACCGACGCUAAUCUCUCUCGAUUCUCGCUGUGUUCAUCUUACGACCUUCUAGAAUCUCCGAUUGCCGUAUUUACGAUGUCUUCCGGUAGGUAUAUGGCCUACUCGCCGUCUCCGUCAGCGCCUCACUCUCCUCAUAUCACCGGUUUUCGUUCUGUAGCUAUCGCCGAACAGGAGAAGUAUCUAUCAGAUUUACUGUCUGAACGCAACAAACUUAGUCCGUUUGUCCCUGUGCUUCAACAAUGUUAUCGAUUGCUGAAUCAGGAAAUAUUGCGUGUAAGCACGCUGUUGGGGAAUGCAUCAUUAUUAGAUCAAAGUGGGCUUGAACAUGCUAGCCCCCUGGCUUCAGGAGGAUUGUUUUCAAACGGAGGAGCUAACAUGAACAUGAACAUGAACAGAUGGACUUCACCAAUACAAUCAGAAAUGCCAUCUUUAUUGCAGUCAUCACCUGCGCAUAGCUGGCUUGGUUCGCAAGGCAGUUCAUCUGGUCUUAUUGUAAAGAAAACAAUCAGAGUUGAUAUUCCUGUGGCCACUUACCCUAAUUUUAACUUUGUUGGACGUCUCCUUGGGCCCCGUGGGAACUCUCUUAAACGAGUCGAAGCAAGUACUGACUGUCGUGUUCUUAUUAGAGGACGUGGGAGCAUCAAAGAUCCAGCAAAGGAAGAGAUGAUGAGAGGAAAACCAGGGUUUGAACACCUGAAUGAACCUCUUCACAUACUUGUGGAAGCAGAAUUACCAAUUGAUAUAAUAGAAGCUCGUUUGAUGCAAGCCCGUGAAAUACUUGAAGAUCUGCUUAGACCUGUGGACGAGACUCAUGAUUUCUAUAAGAAGCAGCAGUUACGGGAGCUUGCAAUGCUGAAUGGAACCCUACGUGAGGAUACGGGUCAAAUGUCUGGCUCGGUUUCUCCUUUCAACAACAGCCUCGGGAUGAAGAGAGCAAAGACCACAGGAUGAUGCAUAGGGUUGGAUUACUAGUGGGCUUUCAGAGCUUGCAUAUAACUGGUAUAUGCCUUGCCAAACAAACAAACAGCAUCUAUGGCUGCCUCCAACUGCCAUCGGGGCACCAGAUUAUAUUUGCAUCUUGUUCUACUAUAUGAGGUAUGAAGUUUGUCUCUCUUCUGUUUGGAGGGAACAGCUGGUUAUUAUUGUAGUUAACAAGACCAUAAGUUGAGAGUAAAAUUGUAUUUACCGUGCGUUUGUGUGUGUGUGUUUGAGAGAUUGUUUCUGAGAGUUUUGGUGUUGCAUGUGAGAAUUGUUAUAUAUUGGUUUGUAGUUUUGUAAUUUAGGCAAGAUUUAUGCCCUAUUGCUUGGGUUUUUGGACAUUCAGUAUCGAUGCCAUGUCGGAUCACAAAUUAGGACUCGUGAUAUGUGAUUUUUAUGUGUUUGCUGUU